Molecule: messenger RNA, 3579 nt
Organism: Eublepharis macularius
Lineage: Eukaryota; Metazoa; Chordata; Lepidosauria; Squamata; Eublepharidae
Gene: OFD1
Product: OFD1 centriole and centriolar satellite protein
Exons: 23
Coding region: 246-3305 (1019 amino acids)
Biological process (GO): epithelial cilium movement involved in determination of left/right asymmetry
Cellular component (GO): ciliary basal body; centrosome
Molecular function (GO): protein binding
Source: RefSeq, a predicted model, not a curated record
AGAGAGGUUUCUCUGUUGUGGGUUCGUGUGGUGUCUUCUGGCUGCGUCUCGGUGCCUGCCCCACUGGUUGCCCGAAUUAGAGUCCGCAAAGUGGGAGGGCCCGAGAAUCCGCCUUCAGGGCUGUCCCGAAACACUCCGGAUGCUCUCGGAAUCGGGGGGGGGGGGGGAGGCGGAGAGUUGCAGCGACUUCUCCUGUAGCUGAGAGCAAGCGCUUCGCUCGGGCUGCCUUCUAGAUACAGAUCUCAAUGUCUUCACCUGAAUUUAAGUCUCUGUCACAAGAUGAACUUCGGAAAAGACUGUAUCAGACAUUUAAGAACCGAGGUGUUCUGGACACACUGAAGACUCAGCUCCGAAACCAGCUCAUACAUGAGCUAAUGAAUCCAGUUUUAAGUGGAAAAAUUCAGCUACAAACUGUUUCUACUGACUGCAGUUCAUUGUUAAUUGGUGCUUCCAACAGUCUGGUGGCAGAUCACCUGCACAGAUGUGGAUAUGAAUAUUCACUAUCUGUCUUCUAUCCAGAAAGUGGGCUAGAAAAGGAUAAACUUCUUACUAUUCAAGAUCUGCUGCAGCUGAUGAGAAUCAAUCCUCAGACUGGCCUUUACAAAACACUGAUUUCAGCCUCUCAAAAGGACAAUGCAAAAGGUUUUCUUGUACAGGUUCUAAUGGAACUGGUAGAGCAUAAUCUCUGUAAGGAGGCAUGUAACACAGGAACUCAGACAGGUUCCAUACCAUCUUAUGAAGAAUCUCUCGCUGAGAAACUUCAACUGAUUGAUGAGCAGUUUGACAAGUAUCCUCAACGCCACAUAUUUGAGUCUUUAGAAGUAAAGCUUGCUGAAUACCGAAAAGAAAUAGAAGACCAGCUCCAAGUGGAAAUGUCUCAAAAGUUACAUCACUUUAAAGAGGUUGAAAUAUCUAAAAUGAAAAUGGAUGAAAGAACACGAUCCCAGAAAGAAAUCUCUGAACUUCGCAGAGAGUUUGAAAAAACUCACCAAGCCAAGGCAGAAGCUCUAACCAUACGUGAAAGAAAUGCCAUUGAAAGGCUUCAGAAGCAGCAAGAGAUUGAUGCCAGAGAGAUUUAUUUACAAAGACAAAGUCUACUGAAAGAUAUUGAAACGAUAAGAAGUCGAGAGGCAGAACUGAAGCAGAGAAUGGAAGCUUUUGAUCUUGCUCAGAAACUUCAGGAAUCAAAAAAUAAAACUGUCGAAGAUGCCCUGCGUUGUCGAGAGCUAGCUGUGAAGACUAUUGAGGAAACUUAUGAUCAGAAGCUUAAGAGUGAACUCCUGAAGUAUCAGCUGGAACUGAAGGAGGAGUACAUAGCUAGAACCAAGAAGAUUUCUGAAGAAGAGACAAAAAAUAAAGAAAAAGCUAUGUUUUUACAUGAGGAGGCAAUUUCUGUUGAUUCAAAAAAGGAAGAAUUCAAACAAGCUAUUUCAUGUGCAAAAGAGCUUCAGCGGGAACUAGAGUCAGUCAAGGCUCAAGGUUUGCUGUUAAGUAAGCAGAAUCAGUUGUUGACUGAAAAACUGAAAGAAGUUUCAGAUUAUCCUUUGCUAAAAGAGGAAAAAAUGGAACUUCAGGUGCAGAUUAAGAUACUUCAGCAACAAUUGGAGGAGGCACGCAGUGACAACAUUCAACUCAGAGACAAGCUGACUCAACCAUCGUCUGAAUAUAUUGUCCUUCAAGCAGAGCUGAAAAGAGUAGAGCAAGCUCGAAAGCUUGAACAUGAAGAGUCUGAAACUCAUAAGCAGCUCUUGGAAAAGCAAUUACAAAAUGAGGUUGAUAAUUGUGUACAACUAAAGGCCCAGAUGUCAGAAUGUGAAAAUACAAUCAGGAAGUUAAAUGCACAAGUGGAAGACCUGAAGUCACAACUUAAGCAAACACAGACAGCACUAGAGAAUGAAGUGUAUCGGAAUCCUAAACCAUCCUUGGUCAGUCAUUCUGUCAUUGACCUCACUGGUGACAGGACUGUGCCUCGCAAUAUUUAUACAGAAGGUGCUUUCUUAAAUGCUCUACCUGUAACUGGUGAUAUUGGAAUGGAAAAUGCUACAAUUCUCAGUCCGUGUCAUACUCUGAAACCCACUACUUCACCAGAUUCUGAUUUAGAAUUUAUAGCUAAUACCAAGACAAGGAUAAAAGAAUUGGAGAGAGAAGCUGAAUAUUUAGAAGAAGCCUAUAAGAAUUACCAGCACAGAGUCAUUCAGAGCUGUGUCGGCCCACCAAAGACCCAGCCCUCUUCACCUUUAUCAAAUAACUUUAACAUUUCUUAUCAAAGACUUCGGUUUGCUCAAGAUGACUUGCCUUCCCAGGACCUUGUCCUUAGUUAUCCAAAAUGUAAGAAAUAUAACAGAACACCAGGAAAUGGGUAUCAGUUGAAAAAUAAUCUGACCCCCCCACAAAAGAGAGCUGUUUCUUCAAGGCGUCUUUCUUCUACUCCAGUUUCCAAAACAAAGAGAAACAUCAGUAACAAACUGUUUUCUGAAGAUGCAGCUGGGUCCUACCUUGGUGCAUCCCAUCAAAGUGCUGACCAACCUCUCUCUCCUAUUCUGAGAACAGGCAAUCUUUCACCUCCUGACUUAGCUUCUAAUAUCUCAGCAGCUUCUUCUCCAGUGCCCAGUGAACAAAGGAUGAGUCUUCAUCAACAGGAGGAGGAAAAUCAGGAUGACUGUAUAAAGCCUGAAAAACUCACGUACGAAGACCUCGAAAGUCAUGACUCUGCCAGUGAAUAUCAAGAGGACAUUCCAGAACAACUUGAAAGCAAUGUGUCACAUCCAUCCGGGCAUAUUGUUAGUGGAAGCCAAGGCCCAGUUUCUGUGCCUCCAACAGUUACUUCGCAGCAGGAUACAAGUGGAGCAGAGAUAACAGUUGUCAAGACUGAAAGGCAACUUGAAGAUCAGCAAGAGGAGGAAGAUGAACAAAAAUGGGAAGAAGAAAGGAGGAAAAGGGAAGAAAGAAGGCUGAGAGAGAGAGAAGCAGCUUUGGAAAGAGAACAAGAAGAACUGAAAAAACUGAAUGAAGAAAUGUACAUUGAAGAGUCAGUGACAACUAAAGAGAAAACACAUGAUGAAAAAGCAGCAAAAUUAGAAGAGAGUCUGUUGAAAGCUGAAGACCAUAGUGGCGAUGCUAUUCCUAAUCCAUUAGAAAAAUACAUGAAAAUGGUUCAACAGAAUCAAGAGCAAGAGCUUGCAAAUAAGAAUUUCAAGAAAGAAGAUGCUGAAGUAACAUCGGAGAGACUCCCAGGUAGUGAAAGGGAGAACAGCUUUAGUGCUGCAGAGAGCCUUCAGGGAGAACCUGAUGAAGAUUUCUGGUAAACAUCAGCUACCUGGCCAGAAAGAUGAUAUAAGAAAAACACCAUGCAGCAAGAAGCUGAAUAUGUGCAAUUUUGGAAAACUUUCAUCUGCAGUGUAAUUAAUGAAGAAAUACAGCAUCAGAAUAUAUUUUCAGAUGACUUCAUGGUUACAAUCUAUUGUGGGAGAGCUGUUUGGAGACUUGAAACACUUCAAAACACAUUUUUUACUUGAAUAAAAAUCAUGGGAGCUGGAGUGCCAACAAUAAAUUUCACCUGUUCAGAAUGUUUCAAAUUAG